This is a messenger RNA of Durio zibethinus, 1535 nucleotides long. RefSeq names its product GRF1-interacting factor 2-like. The record is from RefSeq and is a predicted model, not a curated record. Lineage: Eukaryota; Viridiplantae; Streptophyta; Magnoliopsida; Malvales; Malvaceae.
UUUGAAGAAACAUUUUUAGUACUCCUUUUGUAAUUGCUGUCUGUGGGGCCGUGGCAACUAAUAUAUGUUCAGCAGAGCCAGAAGUAGACAUUACAGUGUGGAGUGGAGCAAAACAGCCCACUUUUGUCCCUCUUCCUUCUAUCUUCUUCCCAUUUCAAGAAAACUUAGGGUUAGGAUUUGAGUGUCUUUCAUUUUCUUCUGUUUUUGUGAUUGUGAAGAGGAAAAUAUGCAGCAGCCUCCACAGUUUAUGAACAUCACCACCGGGCAGAUUCAAAAGUACCUGGACGAGAAUAAAGAGUUGAUUAUGGUAAUACUAGAGAAUCAAAACCAGGGAAAGUUGCCUGAGAGUGCCUCGCUUCAAGCACAGCUGCAGAAGAACUUAAUGUAUCUGGCUAAAAUUGCUGAUGCACAGCCACCAGCAUCAGCAUCUUCCCAGAUACCUCCACAGUCUGCAGUGCAGCCAGAGCAACAUGUUCAGUCUGCACAAGCUGCAAUAGCUAAGCACCAUCCAGGUUUCUUAGCACCAAAGAUGCCUCUCCAUUUGAAUGAUCAGCAGCAGCAACCACAGCAGCCGACGUCUCUCCAACAACAGCAACUCAACCAACCACAAGUGGACUUUAGAUCUGUUGCCCUUAGUGGCACUUAUCAGGGCGGGCAAACUGGGCUUGGUAACAAUUUCAUGAACAUUCAAGGAAACAAACAAGAUGGCUCAGAAAAUGGUGGUGGUGAAGACUUUCGAAACUCAGCAUAUGGACAACGCUAGGGAUAGUGAAGGCAUGACGCAUAGAUGAUAUCAACAUUGCUAUAACCCUGGUGUUUAUGUUGUGUAGAGGUCCUCCGGCACCUCUCUGCCUCUAAUCAUUUGAUUGUAUUUUGUUGCUGUUUUGGGUGCUAAGGAAACUGUGGCAAAAAAGUGGCAGAUACAUACGUGGAGAGCUAACUCGGUUCUUUUGUCAUCUCUAGGACAUAGUUCUAUUGCGAUCCUGAAUCUCUUGGCAGUAUAUUGACUAUUAGCCUAUUACUGAUUGAAAUACUGGUUUCAAGGUUCCUAAGUCUGCAUUGAUAUGCAUACAACUAAGGCAAAGUGAUAAAGAGUCUCCAAUUGAUCACUGUCGUUUUUCUGUUCAGGCUAACGUCCUUAAAACACCAUACAAAGCAUCUGUACAGAGAUUUAGAUGCUUCCAUUUUCUUCAAUCAUAGCAAGGCUGGGCUCAAAAACCUUAACCUUGCAAUCAAAGGCAUUACCAUCAUAUUUUAACUUUCUAGUUUAAGAGCAUUACCCUCAUUUUAUUAUUCUAAUUUCUAAGCGAUGAGAACGGUGCUUUGUCUACCCAAAGAUCAAACCUUCCAAGUCCAGUUUGUAUUAAACCAGAACCAAGUUACCGCUACUCAAAUGAGCGCGCUGUAAAACAAUUGAGCAAUUUCCUAUAUCUUUGACUAUGACUUUUAAGUAGUUGUGCUUCUUGGUCCCAGGUAACUCCCCAACCUCUGCGGUGCUGAGUGCAUCAACAACUAGAGCAAAGGUCUGUUCACCA